AUCGAAAGAAAACAUCGAUAUCUACUCAGUAUCGAAAUGAGAGUAUGCACACUUAUUUGUUUUGAUAUUGAAUAGGUAUCGCAAUUAAAAGUAUCGAUCCCUUACAUGUAUUUAUUUAGACAGGAUCAUACUUUACUUGUUGGUAAAUACUAAUUGCGUGAAGUGUAUUUCAUACGUAUUUUGAUUUAUUUUCGUGAUAGUUUAAAUGUUAACAAUAAAGAAGAUUUAAAAUUGAUAACACAACCCUUCUUCAAUCAUCGAAAAAUGUACACAAUCUUUAAGGUUAUGUCUCCUCCAAAUGUCAUCACAUUUCGUAAAUUAUUUAAAAUAAAUCAUGAUAUUAUGAUGUAUUUAAACAGUUCUCUUCAUACACAAAUUCAAAUAUUAUUUACGAAGAAAGAUGAUGCUGAGAGUCCUAGAAUGCGCGAAUUUAGAAAAAAGUUACGAGAACGUACACCUAUAGAAAAACUGCCAGAAUUAGAGGAAGGGACACAUCCUUAUCAAGAAAAAGAACCAUUAAAACCUUUUCCAAAUAAUACCAAUCCUGAAACAGGUGAAGUUGGAGGACCACGAGGACCAGAACCUACUCGUUACGGUGAUUGGGAAAGGAAAGGGCGAGUUACGGAUUUUUAAAUAAUGAUCUGUUCCAUAAAGAAAUAUGUAAUAAAAUAGUUUAAUGUACAGUGUAUAUCAUGCACAUAAAAAUAUAUAUGCUUCGUAUUUGUAAAGUAUUAUUGUUAUAAUAUAGAAAGCAAUGUAUAUACAUUAUAAAAAAGUAAAA
Nomia melanderi (Alkali bee) is the source of this 781-nucleotide messenger RNA. RefSeq names its product succinate dehydrogenase assembly factor 4, mitochondrial. Lineage: Eukaryota; Metazoa; Arthropoda; Insecta; Hymenoptera; Halictidae. Gene Ontology annotation, cellular component: mitochondrion. The record is from RefSeq and is a predicted model, not a curated record. Gene Ontology annotation, biological process: mitochondrial respiratory chain complex II assembly.